Messenger RNA from Fusarium oxysporum Fo47, 931 nucleotides. RefSeq lists its product as uncharacterized. NCBI's taxonomy places the organism in Eukaryota, Fungi, Ascomycota, Sordariomycetes, Hypocreales, Nectriaceae. The transcript has a single exon. The record is from RefSeq and is a predicted model, not a curated record. Bases 120 to 848 code for a protein of 242 amino acids.
AACCCAUUCCUACCCCUCCAGCUCAUCAUCCGACCUGGCUCAGCCAUAUAUACCAAUACAGCACCUCGAAAACGUUUACUAUACCUCCCUAGUCAACACCAACUCACAACACCGCAACGAUGCUCCGAGGAACUACUUCCAACGUCCCCAAGGUCCCACUCUUUGGUGUGCCCAAGAGACGCAAGCAGAGGCAGCAACAAGAACAGGAGCAAAAGGACAAAGAAGAGAAGCUUCGCCUACAGGCUCUCGAGGAAGCUGAAUUCGCAACCAAGGCCGAAACUUCAGACUUCCUCCUCUACUACCUUGAGCGAUCCCCCUUCAAGGACCAAUCCGAUCAGAUCUCCAUUGCCUGGGAGAACCUACCUAGCCUAGGCGAGCUCGAGUCUUUUGCCAGGCUCGACAAGACUGCUGGCACACAAGCCUGCCGUCGUUUAUUCAAGGCCGUCGUCAUCUGGGACGAUCUUGGUCUUGAUCUCUGGGAGACCCUUAACAGUACCUUCCACCCUGAAAGCGACGAGGAGGACAGCGAUGAUGAUCUCCUCGACGAAAUCUCAGAAGAGCCCAUUGGCUGGGAUCACGCAAGCCCUCGAAGAUCCCGAUCUCGCGCCAGUUCCAGGACAUCUUCCUCUGAGACACAUAAUUCUGAACGCUCUCGCCAAGUCUCCUCAGAGCGACAAGAUCAGCGUGAGCGUAGCCGCGACUCGCGCAAGACAGCUUCCGCACGAGACCAGAGUGUCAACGGAAGAUUACCUCCCCGGAGACCUAUGGGUCUUCAGGGCGGUAUGAUCAGCGAGUACUACGACAGCCCCUCGCGAUAUCGUGUUCCCAAGAUUGUGCGCGUCCUAUAAGCGCUUACACAUUACCACUCUACGAAUAUUUCUUUUUGUCUCUGAUCUUAUACUGCUUUUUUCAAGCGGGCGUUGGGAAAUUA